AUGGAUACUCCCAGCUUACUGCCGCAAGUCGAGGCUUUGGCCGACAACAUCGAUGAUCUGGAGGAUUCUCUGGGCCCGCUGCUCCAGAGCGCCCUUUCAAGCCACGCUAGCAAACUGCCGCUGCUCGACAAAGCAAAGCUGUACACCCUUGUCACCUAUGCCAUAGAGUCCAUACUCUUCUCGUACUUGAACCUGAAUGGCGUCAAGGCCAAGGAACACGCCGUCUUCACCGAGCUCACCCGUGUGCGCCAAUACUUCCAGAAGAUCAAGCAGGUCGAGGAGGCGCCCGUCAAGCCCAACCAGUCUCUCGACAAGGCUGCUGCCAACAGAUUUAUCAAAGCCGGCCUCGCCGGCAACGACCAGUACGACAAGGAGCGCGCCCUGCGCCAGGCCAAGGAGCGAGCCAUUGCUCAGCUCAAGUUCGAGCAGCUGUCCAAGAAACGUAAGGCUGAAGAGAGCAAGGAAUCGUCCGAAUCCUCGAGUUCCGAGUCGGAGGAAGAACAGGAGCCAGAGCAGCAGCCGCCGCGGAAGAGCAAGCGCGCCAAGGCUGCCGAAUUGUGGGAAGCUGAGGAUAAGAAGCCGAAAGGAAAGAAGCAUGGCAAGCAAAAGAAGACCGAGGAACAAGCUGCGGAACAAGAAGAGAAUGUGAGCGGGGAGGAUGGGGAAGUCAACGAGACCCGUAGCACACGGAGACAGAAGUCCAGCCACGUUCCACUCGGCCACAAGGGUGCAUUCGAGGCGCUACUGAAGGGGCCCAUCCCAAAAAGGGAGGAAACACAGGCACCAAAGAAGAAGGCAAAGGGUAAGAGGAAGUCAAAGGCGUAA
Messenger RNA from Lasiodiplodia theobromae, 825 nucleotides. RefSeq names its product Exosome-associated family protein. Gene Ontology annotation, cellular component: exosome (RNase complex); nucleolus. Lineage: Eukaryota; Fungi; Ascomycota; Dothideomycetes; Botryosphaeriales; Botryosphaeriaceae. The record is from RefSeq and is a predicted model, not a curated record. Gene Ontology annotation, molecular function: RNA binding; DNA binding. Gene Ontology annotation, biological process: maturation of 5.8S rRNA; regulation of gene expression. The coding region runs from base 1 to 825 and encodes 274 amino acids. The transcript has 2 exons.